AUGGAAGAUCGACCAGCCCGUUCCGAACGUCAGACUCGGUUCGAUACCACACCAGGCAAUGCAACUUCCAGAGGAUGGUCCGCUUCUCAAUCUACUGUCAGACCUUCACCUAGUCCAAAUGUCCACGGAAAAGGAUCAAGAUCGAGAUCACGGUCGAAAGCCCGCUCAGGCUCGAAAUCACGUACACGCACACACACACGUGCGAAAUCAACAUCACCGUCCCCUCCUCCAACCCAAGUACGAAUACAGCUUGCAGAGGAUUAUCGCUCACGUCUUCCUUUGAUCGUGUCACGAUUCAUAGGCUAUCGUCCGCCAGGUGCCGUUCCGCCAUACGAACCUCUUCCCAUCCCACUUUUCAUAUGGUUACAAUACAUAUCGCUAAGAUAUGAGAUAUGGUUAUUCAGCUUUAUUGGUUCAUUCGUCGGUAUACUGCUGGUAGAAGCUAUUUGUUCGACUAACACGGUAUUUAGAGAGGUAUACGGCUCGCCAAUGAUUGUAGGAUCAUUCGGUGCAGCUUGUAUACUGUUAUUCGGAGUUAUCGAAAGUCCUUUAGCUCAACCGAGAAAUCAUAUUCUGGGGAAUUUGAUAGGUGCUAUCAUAGGUAUUGCUUUGACCAAGUUGUUCACCUUAAAUGGGAAAGAUGAAUACAUAGAUAGUUUAGAGAAUGGUGGGAGGUUCAAUGGGAAGAGCUAUGUCAAUGGAGGAUUGGUGGUGGCGGUCACUAUGUUGAUCACUUCCAUGUUGGGGAUGGUGCAUCUACCGGCAGGUGCGACUGCUCUAGCAGCUGCUACAGACCCAUCAAUCAUAAAUUUAUCAUGGAAUUCCAUCGCGAUCGUAUUUUGCUCUUCACUCUUACUCAUCGGAUGUGCGUUGAUAAUUAACAAUUUGGGACGAAGGAGAUAUCCAGUAUAUUGGUGGAACCCCCAACGAUACUUUGUCAAAUCUGAUCACGAUCCCAAUUCCAAUCCAAAGGUAGGAAAUGAAGGUCCACAGAAAGAUAGAUUGAGUAGAAUGAGAUUGAGAUCGAGAGAAAGUGAAGAAUUGGCUUUGAAAACUUUAGAAGAAGGUAGAUUACGUCAACUCGAAGAUGGAGGUCGAUCACCUGAAGCGUUGCUUGUUGAUAGGAUACAAGGUCAUGGAGGUCAUUUGAAGGACAUAGUCGAGGCUUCAGAUGGUUUGAGAGAAGGUGAUGAUGGUGAAAGAGGGUGGAGAGGUGUUCUUGAGCCUUUGGGAAAGGUUAUGUCGAGGCACGAUAGAAGGCUUGCGGAGGGUGCAGAGGGAGAUGGGUGA
Molecule: messenger RNA, 1290 nt
Organism: Kwoniella mangroviensis CBS 8507
Lineage: Eukaryota; Fungi; Basidiomycota; Tremellomycetes; Tremellales; Cryptococcaceae
Exons: 2
Coding region: 1-1290 (429 amino acids)
Source: RefSeq, a predicted model, not a curated record